AUCCACAAACACCACAACUGAAAAAGUGGGAGAGGAGCAGAAACGUUGGUGGAACCAAAAAACACAAAGGGCAAAGGAGCGAAAAAUGGGUCCUGUUCUCCCACAUGCGUCCGCUACUCUAGCAGUCAAGCUUACUGCAGGGCAGGAAAACGAAAAGCCGGAGACUAUGGUGAGAGAAGCCUCAGUUAAACCUCUCUUGAAGAAAGCCAUAAAGGGCGGGGGAAGCAGACGGAAGGCCUGGAAGAAGAGGGGAAGAAAGAAGAAGGUGGUUGAGGAAGAUAAGGAGGAGGGGUCCGAGGAGAAUGUGGCAAUUAAUGAUAUCAAAGAUGUAGUCUUUGUCGGUAAGUUAGGAUUUGCAUUUAUGGAGUCAUAUGGGAUGGGAACAGAUGGCAUCGAGCAGAGGCUGACAUUGCAUUAUUAUAACUAGGUGGUCCCAUCAAUGGUUCUCCCGGUGACGCUGAGGCUUCGGUUGGAGGGGAUAGCGGUGAUCCGGAGUAUGGGAACCAAAGUCCUGUCGGUAUGACAUGUUUGCGUCUGCAUAGUCCACAGGGUGAAGGCUGACUUUGCAUGCUAGCGGGGGGAUCCGUGGGAAAGCUGGUUUCUCCCAUGUCUACCGCAACCAGGAAGACUGCUGGUGCCAGCCUAAGACGUUCUCUUAGGGUGUAUGCUCGCAAAUUUUCUGCGGGAAAAUCACCCGCAAACAAGCGUGGUAAGCGCACCUCUGGAAGAAAGGGGAAAACCAUGGUAGAAGAUAGCGCGGAAGAGAGUUCCAUUCACUUAGUUGACCCUGAAGACGGAUACUAUCCGGACGACAAUGACGAGGACUACGAGGAGGCUCCCAGAACUCCCAGAGCUCCUAGAAUUCCUAGAACUCCCAGAACCCCCACGAAGACAGUUUAUAAAGGGAUCGCCGACGGGUCCGGAAGGAAAGAUGGAAUUGGUAGAACUACCUGGUUUGACAAGAGGACGGUUGCGAGAGCGACUGACAGGCGGGCUAUUGUAAUCCCCACUGGUGGAAGAGCUCCUAUAGCAUCUGAGAGCGUCCAAGAGCAGGAGAUGGAGGAGAUUGAUGUGACGGAGGACUGUGAGAUUAUUGGUAUAUGAUUUCAAUGGGUCAUUGACCUAAAGUUCUUGACUAACAGCGUGUAUACAGAACUUGUCAGGACCGUUGGUACUAAGCGCCCAGCGUCCGAAUCUCCAAACGGCGGGUUCAAAAAGGUGGCCAGGACAACUGGGGGCAAGAAGGUGAUGGCCAUUAAGGAUGGUGUCCAAGCUAUCGAUACAGGUGACAGCGACCUAGAUGUGCCUGAGGCACCUAGUAAGUCAGAUAGCCCAAGUUGUAUUUUCCGCUGACAACCAUUUCUUCCAUAGGUAGCCAGUCCCCUGCCUCCCCCGCCUCCCCGAAUACCGGCUAUAGUGUUGAAAGUGGAUACUGUAAUUCCGCUCCAGCCCCCUUUCCCGACCGUUCAAAGGCUGACAGGAAAAAUAGCCGAACAGCGCCCCGCCACUUCCCCCACCCAACCUCGCUCUGUCAUCCAAAGCGAGCCAGUCAUUGGACGGGACCGGUUGAGAUAUGGUGGCAAAUCUGUUGCUGGCCUUCGAGCGUUGUGGGGGAUGGGAAUACCUGAGUAUCUCAAGAAGUAAGCCCCUCCCUCGCGCUUUGAGUGUCGCGGUUAUUCUUGCCAAGUGUAGGGACUUGUGUUAGUAGUUUUUCAAUGACCUGAGUUUGUAUUUGUCCAUUUCUAUUUUUUUCGCCGGAAAUGUGUGGGAUUGCAUCUGUGUAUUUAGAGGGGGAGUCAGGGUCUAAUUACACCGGAAUUGAUCAUUGAUUUCCUUGGUG
Tuber aestivum (summer truffle) is the source of this 1840-nucleotide messenger RNA. The record is from the annotation of a GenBank genome assembly. Lineage: Eukaryota; Fungi; Ascomycota; Pezizomycetes; Pezizales; Tuberaceae.